This is a messenger RNA of Pseudogymnoascus verrucosus, 1527 nucleotides long. RefSeq lists its product as uncharacterized. Bases 1 to 1527 code for a protein of 508 amino acids. Lineage: Eukaryota; Fungi; Ascomycota; Leotiomycetes; Thelebolales; Thelebolaceae. The transcript has a single exon. The record is from RefSeq and is a predicted model, not a curated record.
AUGGCAACUGCACCACUUCCGAGCCGGACGCGUUCCAUACGAAAGCCCAAUGCGGGGAUUGACUUGAAGUCGAGAUUAAAUGGGUCGAAUAGCGAACAAGCUCCAGAUGCGCCCGGGGGGAGGAGCCGCGGUGGAGACCUGGUUGACUCGGCCAGGACGGGAAGCCAAUCCCCAAGCAAGCUGCCCAUGAGACCUCCCAGCUCGAGCACUUCUACGUCACGACUCACACGAACGGGCAGUAUAUCGCAAAGGGCGGCGCCAGCUAGCACUCGACCUGGAUCAAGUGAUGGCUCUAUGCGCCCUCCACCACGGCCUGUGACGACCAGACCGCCAUUAAGCUCCCAGUCCGGAGCCAACGAUGGCUCUAUGCGGCCCCCACGGUCUGUAACAACCAGACCACCAUUGAGCUCCGACAACAGACCAUCCGUCAGUAGGCCACCACUGUCUUCCGACAACCAGAGAGGCGCGCCCCUCCGCAGCGGCUCCAAGACGCCCACUGAGCAAGCGUCUUCUACUGGCCUGCAAAGACGACCCAGCACCACAUCUCGACACGCCCGCACCACCUCUACCGGCAGUGCGCCCUCCAUCCGACCGCCAGCUUCUAAACACACGCGGAAUACUUCAGUCACUCAACUCAGCUCCACGACGACUCUCAGGCCGCCGUCAGAAACUAAGCAAGCUCCCAACCCGGCUCUACACCGCCCUAACUUCUCCACCCUACAACAGCAUUAUUCACCAGCCAAAUCUAUAGCACCGAAACCGACAACAGCGAGCUUGCUGGCAGCUCCGUCGCCGAGUAAAUUGCCCUCGAACGUUGCGAUAUCGGCCGAGACAGCUCGGCUACAAGCAGAAUUAUUACAAUUACACCUUCUUCACCGUGACGCAGCAUCGGUACAAGAUCAAUGGCGGGACAGUGCAAGGAACAAGCUAGGUCACAAGUUUGAGACAUUGGUGAGGAAGCACGAGGGGUUGGUGGCACAAGAGGAGGCACAGCAUGGCAAGACCAACGCCCUGGCCCUGAAAGUAUGGGCGGACAGCGGCAUGCCGGGAUGGGGAUUGGAGGAGAAGAUUCAGGUUCUAGAUGAGGUGGUUACUGGCGUGUGGGGUAUGGGCGAAUCAGGCGGAAAGUACGCCAGGAUUGUGAGAAGGUUUGAAAGGUGGAUGCACACUGUCGUGGAUAUCCACCAAGGGCGUGAAAGAGGACAUCUCCUGGAUGGCGACGAAGUCAUGUUUAUCGAGGACAUUGAUGGGAGCUGGAGCGAUGAUUGCAGAGUCCAAGCUAGGAAGCUGGAGGAGUGGAGGGAUAAGCUCGCUGACUUGGGAGAAGUAGAGGUCAAGAGCAGCCUCGCAACCGCUGUCGAGGGGUACACGACGCUGGUUAGAGGCAUGCUGGAAGAGUUAGAUACUAUGCGGAGGAUCGAGAAGGAGGUUAUGAUGAGUGAGCAAGUCUGGAUCAAGGAGAUGAUCGCCGAUGCGGGAGACGAAGAGGACGUUCCUGUCCGUUCUGGUGCCGCUUGGCACAGGUGA